GUGGCUUCCAGUUCGGACUUCUGGGCAUCACCAGGUGCCUCAUUUGCCAACAUUGCUGGCAACUUGACUUUGGCGUUACGGAAUCUGCCGGAAUCGAUUCAGUCAUAUCUGGAUCCCGCUGCGAACCGUCUGGCAUUUGUGACCCAAUACGUCCAAUCGAAGAUAGGCUUGUCUCCGGUAACACUCUACACCACCGCGGGGGCUAUUCUCCUUCUCGGUGCGAUACCCGCAGUCACAACACGCAGCCGACGGGGUAGCAAGAGACUGGGAAGCAUGCCCCGCUAUGGGUUCUCAAGUCGCUGGGCCGACUCCCCCUUCAGCUCCCAGGACGGCGUCCCGGAUGUGACGUCUGAGGACUACAGCUACAUCACCUCACUCGAAAUAGAGGACCAUGGACUCGACAUUCCUCGGCCUUACGCGGGUUCGUCUCACGUCGACGACCCGUAUUCACACUCCGCUCCAUCCCCGACCUACGCCAGCCUACAGCGCCCGGAAGACGACAUCCUGCUUCUCACGCAUCAAGGCGUCACGUAUCCUGAGCACUUUCCAGCGUAUUCGAUCGGCGACGGAAAGCUUUUGGUCAGUGACCUACGCGAACGUGUAAGGAUAAUAUUGGACCUAUCGGAGCGGCAGGCGAAACGGGUCAAGUUCUACUACAAAGGCCGGCGUUUGAAGAAGGGCGACAUGCCGGUUUGUGACUAUGGCGUCAAGAACAACAGCGAGAUUCUAUUGGUCCUCGGAGAACCGAAUCGUGGCAGUGGUAGCGAGACCAGCGAGGAGGUUGUCGUGGUCGGCCAAGAUGAGCGAAAUCGAUACAAGGUUCCGCAGAGCAAUUCGCCGAGAAUUGGCAGAUCAAGCGGGUGGGAGGACCACAGUCAACGGGUUGGCGGGUCGCAGGCCGGUUUGGAGGUACCGGUGGAUGACGGCAGAAGAAGAGCUUCAUCGAGAGUCCGAACCCGGUCACCCGGGCCCGCAGUUUCCACACCCAGCGCUUCCGACACAGGCCCCGUUUGCAGGCCUGGUGGGCCUACCGAGAAGUUGAACGCCCUAGCCGCCGAGUUUGAUACCACCUGGCUCCCUCAGUGCGUCGAGUUUAUUGAAAGAACUCCCGUGGACCCCAAGAAACGCGACGAAGAGCAUCGCAAACUGUCUGAGAUGGUCCUUCAGAAAAUCAUCAUGAAGGCAGAUGAGAUUGAAGCAACCUCAGAAGAAGGCGCCAGAGCCGUGCGGAGAGCGUUGCUAACGAAGGUGCUCGGCAUCUUGAGCAAGCUUGACCAGGCAAAGGCUUCGGCAUGAGAAACUGUAGCAGGAGCGACAGUUUGCUCACCACCUUCUCCGUACAUGCAUGC
Thermothelomyces thermophilus ATCC 42464 is the source of this 1349-nucleotide messenger RNA. RefSeq lists its product as uncharacterized. Bases 274 to 1296 code for a protein of 340 amino acids. NCBI's taxonomy places the organism in Eukaryota, Fungi, Ascomycota, Sordariomycetes, Sordariales, Chaetomiaceae. The record is from RefSeq and is a predicted model, not a curated record. Gene Ontology annotation, molecular function: protein-folding chaperone binding. The transcript has a single exon.